Molecule: messenger RNA, 1744 nt
Organism: Daphnia pulex (common water flea)
Lineage: Eukaryota; Metazoa; Arthropoda; Branchiopoda; Diplostraca; Daphniidae
Exons: 10
Coding region: 141-1601 (486 amino acids)
Source: RefSeq, a predicted model, not a curated record
AUACCGCCAUUCUUUUAAUACUGAUUGAAGUCUCAAGGUUUGAGGUGUGUUUGUGCCUGGCAAAGCUGUUUGUCUGAACGACCCACACACAGACACUCAGAUAUUAAUUUUAUUAGCGUCGGCGAGCGGCGUCGAAUAGGAUGAUGAAACUCGGCUGGAUCAACGUAACCUUUAAGCCCCAUCUUCUUUCUCUCACGAUUGCAUUGGCUGUUGUCUGCUGCUCAGCUGGAAAUGAAGGAACCGACAACAAGACGACGCUACCCUUCAAUAGCAGUUCACUCCAUCAUCACACGCUCAACGGAUCAUCGCCUACUACCUUAGCCAUGGCCGAUUUUGGUCAUUUGAAUAUGAAUCAAAGCCGCGAUGAAAAGAUACACAAUUUGAGAGCAGAAAAUCAAGUCCCAACUUUUAAAAAUUAUACAAUCACCACUAACCAUCCUACCACAUCCAGAGUUCUCAGCACGCGUUCUCGAUCGCUGUCCAAUCAUUCGACUGUUGCCAACGCCACCAUUUCGCCAAUUAAAGGAAAUUCCUCUACAAAUCCUUGGCUCACACGGAAACCUUCCACUCACGCGGAAACCCUAAAUGUUACCAACAAACGCGAAAUCGGAAUCAAUCCCGAGUCUACUGCUGGCUAUCGUGAAAUUACAAUUGAACCUGCAGCAGACCAGUUUCACCCAAGAAACGGUUCAUCAAGUACAACCUCACCUUUGGAUUGGAAUUCCACCAACACUACUACUCGGACGAAUAGAAGCACGGAAGGAACGAAUAUGUUCGACUGGAACCAUCCUUCAUCCAGACUGUCUACCACAACUGAAUCAGUUUGGGGAUUUCCAUUCCAUAACAGCACGGACCGUAGCAGCGGGACCUUCAACUCGUCAACGUCAAGCAAAACUACUACUACUACUACUCCUCGUCUGUCGUCGCUAUGGCGUAAUACCACGUCUACCAGACCGUCGGCUAAAAAGUUCCUUACCGGCACGCCUAACCAAUUCUCAUCAAAGUCUGAACGAGGAGAACCUUGGAAUAAUAGCGAGACCCAUGGGCAAAAUCAUUUCAAUUCGAUCGUCAACGUCCGCGUAGAUUCAAGCGCCGAGACCUUGGAGAAAAUUAUUCGUCUAGAAGCGGCGAUCGCCAGGAAAAUGGACGACAUGGAGAAAAUGGCUAGAGCCAUGGCGGGAGAUUUGAAAUCGAGAUUGAACCGACUGGAAGCCACUCUGCUCAACAAUCUCGAAUCGCGGCGAUCGAGGGCGGCCGAUGAGAUGAAGCAACACCUUGAAUCCGUGAUCGACGUUAAAAGUCAAACACUGCGCACCGAAUUGAAAAAUUUCAAAUGCGCUCACCACCAGGAUGUUGCGGACGCCGGGACCGUUCACGCCCAGACAACUAACGAGCCGAUCGAGCUCAAGAUUGGACAAUUGAGAGAUUCGCUACAUACGCAUCAACCUCCCAUGGAAAUGCAAAGAAAUUCGGAUGUAAAAUCGAGUCUGGCCGAGUGGCGAGCAAAGCGCACAAAGUUGAUGGAGAGAUGGGAAAGUAACUUUCAAAGAGGCUCCCAGAGGAAAUCGACAUCUAAAAGAUCUACUCGCAACCUGUCGUAAAGUAAAAAUUCGUACCUUUUUAUUUUAUUUCUCCCGUUUUUUUACGUGUUACUUGUGCGUGUGUGAUGGGUUUGCGCCAUUUGGGCCGUUUAAGAUGUAAUAUAAAUAUCGUUUCGAAAAAUAAAAAGAUUCCUCUUGCGCUA